AUGGACAGAGUGCGGGCCAUGACUACCGGGGCCAGCCUCUCCUCCACCUUCUGGCCGUACGCGCUUGAGUACGCUACAUGGUUACACAACCGCAUCAGCUGCAGCAGCAACCCAUCCGCGCACUCACCGUACUACAUGAUGACGGGGAAACCUGCGGACGUGUCCAUGGCACGAACCUUUGGCUGCCUCUGCUAUUAUCUUCCCCCACAAGGCAGCUUUGGCAAGUUUGAGCAGAGAGGCCGGGCUGGCAUGUUUCUCGGCAUCUCCAACGUUCGAAAAGCGUGGAUCGUGCGGGACAUGGCAAGUGACGUGGACACGGACACUCGAUCUGCUCGUUUUUUUUAUGACCUCAUGUUGCCAGACGCGGAGUCUCUACUCGAACUCAAUGCGGAGCUCACCGAAUUUGACGAGCUGGGAGCGUAUGAAGUGGCGGACAGGGCGGCGUACCAAAGGGAGUCCCGGUGUUGA
Messenger RNA from Closterium sp. NIES-65, 468 nucleotides. The record is from the annotation of a GenBank genome assembly. NCBI's taxonomy places the organism in Eukaryota, Viridiplantae, Streptophyta, Zygnematophyceae, Desmidiales, Closteriaceae.